CACCCCCACCCUGGGCCUCUGGGAACUCCGGAUCUGAGCAGUGGACACACUAGCCCGCCCGCUCCAAGUCACCAUGGACGCUGAAGGCCUGCCUCUGCUGCUGCUCCCAACCUCGCUUGCAUCCCUGGCGGCCAGCUGGCUCCAAGAAGACUGCCCUGGCCUCAACUUCGCAGCCUUGGUCACUGGGGCUGCCCCCUCGCAGGCGGCUCUGUGGGCCAAAUCCCCCGGGGUUCUGGCUGGGCAGCCUUUCUUCGAUGCCAUCUUUGCCCAACUCAACUGCCAGGUCACUUGGUUCCUUCCAGAGGGGUCGAAGCUGGCGCCUGUGGUCCAGGUGGCAGAGGUGCGGGGCCCCGCCCACCGCCUGCUCCUGGGGGAACGGGUGGCCCUUAACACGCUGGCCCGCUGCAGUGGAAUUGCCAGCGCUGCUGCCGCAGCUGUGAAGAUCGCCAGGGGCACUGGCUGGACAGGGCAUGUGGCGGGCACGAGGAAGACCACGCCAGGCUUCCGGCUGGUGGAGAAGUACGGGCUCCUCGUGGGCGGGGCUGCCUCCCACCGCUACGACCUGGGAGGGCUGGUGAUGGUGAAGGACAACCACAUCGUGGCAGCUGGUGGUGUGGAAAAGGCGGUGCAGGGUGCUCGGCAGGCAGCUGACUUCGCCCUGAAGGUGGAGGUGGAGUGUAGCAGCCUGCAGGAGGCCAAGCGCGCGGCCGAGGCUGGGGCUGACCUGGUUCUGCUGGACAACUUCAAGCCUGAGGAGCUGCACCCUACAGCCAAGGCGCUGAAGGCCCAGUUCCCAGGAGUAGCUGUGGAAGCCAGUGGGGGCAUCACGCUGAGCAACCUCUCCCAGUUCUGUGGGCCUCAUGUUGAUGUCAUCUCUUUGGGGAUGCUGACCCAGGCUGCCCCGGCCCUUGAUUUCUCCCUCAAGUUGUUUGCUGAAGGGGCUACUCCAGUGCCUCACGCCCGCCGUCCCUAAAGCCAAGGAGGAUACCACGGCAGUGCUAAUGUGACUUGCCGGGACCCUUGGGUUCCAUCUUUAGGUUCAGUGGCCAACAGGACACACUCAGCAUUAGACUGGGAUCAGCUCCAGCUCUGCCAUUUAGUGCUUGUAUGACCUGUCAGGGCUGAUGUCACCUCAAUUUCCUAAUCUGUAAAAUGGGUCUAAUAAACACCCGAGCUUAUGGGAUUUGAUACUUACCACACAGAAAGUGGUCAGUAAAUGCCAGAAACUACCACAGUU
This is a messenger RNA of Sciurus carolinensis (gray squirrel), 1237 nucleotides long. It is a transcript of the gene Qprt, whose product is annotated as quinolinate phosphoribosyltransferase. The record is from RefSeq and is a predicted model, not a curated record. Bases 74 to 973 code for a protein of 299 amino acids. Gene Ontology annotation, molecular function: nicotinate-nucleotide diphosphorylase (carboxylating) activity. NCBI's taxonomy places the organism in Eukaryota, Metazoa, Chordata, Mammalia, Rodentia, Sciuridae. The transcript has 4 exons. Gene Ontology annotation, biological process: NAD+ biosynthetic process; quinolinate catabolic process. Gene Ontology annotation, cellular component: cytoplasm.